Molecule: messenger RNA, 1575 nt
Organism: Prosopis cineraria
Lineage: Eukaryota; Viridiplantae; Streptophyta; Magnoliopsida; Fabales; Fabaceae
Product: fructose-1,6-bisphosphatase, cytosolic-like
Exons: 12
Coding region: 319-1368 (349 amino acids)
Biological process (GO): fructose 6-phosphate metabolic process; fructose metabolic process; fructose 1,6-bisphosphate metabolic process
Cellular component (GO): cytosol; cytoplasm
Molecular function (GO): fructose 1,6-bisphosphate 1-phosphatase activity
Source: RefSeq, a predicted model, not a curated record
UCCGCAAAACCAGCAUAUAAUUGGGAGAUUCCAGCAAGACUUCCAUCUCUUUUCUUUAUUCUCUUGUUCCCUAACUUCUUCCACACACACCGAUCAGAGUCAGAAUCAUCAUAUGCGUGCGUCACCUCCGCUUUAUAAUCCUGCGAUUUCGGAAUAAGCCUCAGUAUAAGUCCUCCAAUCGCUUGCCAUUUUCUCAGGCUCUUUUUUCUCUGAUUCUAUAGAACAACCCUAUUUUGGCGAAGAAGAACAAGAAGAAGAAGAGUUGCGAAUUUGAAGGAUUUGAGAAGUGAGGGAAGGGACGAAGAAAGAGAGAGAGAAAUGGAUCACGCGGCGGAUGCUCAGAGGACUGAUUUGAUGACGAUCACUCGGUUCGUUCUGAACGAACAAUCGAAGCACAAGGAAUCGCGAGGCGAUUUCACCAUCCUACUCAAUCACAUCGUCCUUGGCUGCAAAUUUGUCUGCUCUUCUGUUAGUAAGGCAGGGCUGGCAAAAUUGCUUGGACUUGCAGGGGAGAUCAAUGUUCAAGGUGAAGAUCAGAAGAAGUUGGAUGUUCUUUCAAAUGAAGUGUUUGUCAAGGCAUUAAUUAGCAGUGGACGUACUUGCAUUCUACUUUCUGAAGAGAAUGAGGAUCCUAUAUUCGUGGAGCCAUCGCAACGUGGAAAAUACAUUGUUGUAUUUGACCCUUUGGAUGGAUCUUCAAACAUUGACUGUGGUGUUUCCAUAGGAACUAUCUUUGGCAUUUACCUGGUGAAGGACCAAAAUAAUCCAACUAUUGAUGAUAUUUUGCAAUCUGGUACCAGCAUGUUGGCAGCUGGCUACUGCAUGUAUGGAAGCUCUUGUACGUUUGUGCUCAGCACAGGAAAUGGUGUGAAUGGCUUCACACUUGAUCCUUGUCUUGGGGAAUUUAUAUUGACACAUCCGGACAUCAAGGUACCAAAGAAAGGAAAGUUUUACUCUGUGAAUGAAGGAAAUGCCAAAAACUGGGAUGAACCAACUGCCAAAUAUGUAGAAAGCUGCAAGUAUCCUCAAGAUGGUUCACCAUCAAAGUCUCUUAGGUACAUUGGAAGCAUGGUUGCUGAUAUCCACCGGACAUUGCUUUAUGGUGGUAUCUUCAUGUACCCUGCUGAUAAGAAAAGCUCAAGUGGAAAGCUCAGGAUUCUGUAUGAAGUGUUUCCAAUGUCAUACUUGAUGGAGCAAGCAGGAGGUCAAGCUUUUACGGGAAAACAAAGGGCACUUGACUUGGUUCCAAGGAAAGUACAUGAUCGAUCUCCAAUAUUCUUAGGCAGUUACGAUGAUGUUGAGCAAAUUAAAGCUCUCUAUGGAGCUGCUGCAUCAACCGGGGAGAUGGAAAAUAAUAAUAUUGCUUGAAAUAUUAUUAUUCUAUUUCAGUUAAUAAAUCUCUGAGCAUUGAUAGCACAAACAAUACUAGAUUAAUUGUUACGUGUCAAAGUGGUAUAAGUAGGUCACACCACUUUUAAAACCCAAUAUAUUUGUAUUGUUGUGAAGGACCAUACAAUUACAAAUCUCAAUAUAGUCCCAUGUCUGGACAAUCAAUCAAUAUAUAAUUCGAAAUCA